GUCAGCCAGAAUUUUCACUCUCCCAUCAUCUCCAUUAUUAUAAUUCCCCACACAGUUCAUCCCACAUCCCAUCUUCACCCCGCGGCCAACUUCUGGCUGGGAGCUGGGAGCUGGGCAGCCGGGACGUUUAUAUUUUCCUGCUCCUGUAAAGGUGAUACCCAGCAAACUUUGCAUUCUGUCCAUCGUAGGUACACAUUGUCCAGGACCAAGAAUCACUUGAUCUAUUCCACAGGCGUGGAGAAGAUUCUUCAGCCUCUCUGCACCUUUCCCAUUCAGAAAAGAGCAUAGUUCGUGAGACACCCGCAGCCACAUACGACUGAAUCUGCAGCCACCGACAUGCAAGCCAUGCCUCGGUAGGACUACCAGGUAUCGGUCCGAGCAGCUGUUCCUAAAUGGCCUGUCAGCUGGAUGCCUGUAUCCACGUUCUUUCUAGACUUUUGUCUUUCCAGGACAGUACCGUGGCACCCUUUCAGCCACAGCUCCACCUCCAUCAUCGCCUCUCCCCCCCGCUCACGUUCCCGUCAGAACCCGUGCAAGCAAUGCCAGGGGCCUAGGCAUCUCUUGGCUAGAUCUCCGGGCUUUGUAUGGGGCGGUUGAGGGGAUUCCUUGCACGCGGGGAACGGAGAAUGUCCAGACGGGGUAUGGUUCAUCUCCCAUUCAUGUGUGCCAGACCCGGGCAAUGUUCGGGGGCAAGUUUGGCCUUUAGGACUAGACCUUGAUUCUGCAUAUUGCAUCCUGGGAAGAAAGAUUUAAGUACCAAACGGGAAGCCCUCGUCAUUCACUCCCAGUUCAUGCUCGAGGUCAAGCUCAAGCGAUCGCUUCCUUUCGUCUCUGUUUUUGUUUAGUCGUUGGUUUGAAACGGCCUUCAUCAUGUCUGCUCCUAAGCCCAGUGAUACUGCUGCUGAGCACUAUGAGAGUACCAAUGCUCAACACGUCUCGAGGGACAUUGACGAGAAGUUUGCGUCGGGGAAUGUCGUCCAGAUCCAAGCUGCGUCGGUUGCUUUGGCUGCUGCUGUAGCUACCCAGAAGCCAUCUCUUUGGUCGAAAAGCAUGUUGCAGCUAUACUUCAUCAUGGGCAUUGGAUACCUCGUGUCGACCAUGAAUGGAUUCGAUUCCUCCCUCAUGGGCAGCAUCAACGCCAUGGAACCUUACCUUAAAACCUUCAACAUGGAUACAGCGGGCUCGUCGACCGGUCUCGUCUUCAUCAUCUACAAUCUAGGCCAGAUCGCUGCUUUCCCAUUUUGUGGAAUGCUUGCCGAUGGCUAUGGAAGACGGAUCUGUAUUUUCGUGGGAUGUGCUAUUGUAUUGGUCGGCACAGCUGUUCAAGCCUCGGCUCAUAAGCGAGAGCAAUUCAUGGGCGGAAGAUUCGUCCUUGGCUUUGGCGCUGCACUUGCGUCGGCUGCUGGACCUGCUUACACUGUCGAGUUGGCCCAUCCUGCGUACAGAGGAACCAUGGCUGGAAUGUACAAUAACUUCUGGUGGCUGGGAAAUAUCCUUGCUGGAUGGACGACUUACGGAUCUAACAAGAAUCUCACAUCUUCUUGGGCCUGGCGAAUCCCCACCCUCGUGCAAGCCGGCCUCCCCUCCAUCGUGAUGGUACUCAUCAUGUUCUUCCCCGAAUCACCACGUUGGCUCAUCGCCCAAGAUCGCCGGGAGGAGGCCCUCGCCAUAUUCGCCAAGUACCACGGUGAAGGUGACGAGAACUCGCCUGUCGUACAGCUGCAAUAUCAUGAGGUUAUCGACAAUUUGCAUGCCACCAAGGAUGACAACCCAUGGUGGGAUUUCAGAGAGCUGGUCAACACGCGGGCUGCCAGGUAUAGACUGUACAUGGUUAUUGGAAUGAGUUUCUUCGGGCAGUGGUCUGGGAAUAACGUUGUUUCGUACUUUAUGCCCUCCAUGAUCAAAAACGCCGGCAUCACAGAUAAAAACAAACAACUCCUCAUCAAUGCCAUCAACCCUAUCUUCUCCAUGAUGGGCGCCGUCUACGGCGCUACCCUCCUCGACCGCCUCGGCCGCCGCUUCAUGAUGCUCGCCGGCCUCACCGGCGCCCUCUUCUCCUACAUCCUCCUCACAGCCUUCACCGCCUCCUCCGAGCACAACCCCUCCCUCUCCUACGGCGUCAUCGUCUCUAUCUUCCUCUUCGGGAUAAUCUUCGCAUGGGGGUUCACACCCUUACAAACCCUCUACGCAGUGGAGUGUCUCGAGAACCGCACGCGCGCGAAAGGGUCCGGCCUGAAUUUCUUAUUCCUCAAUAUUGCCAUGGUGGUCAAUACGUAUGGGAUCAGUGUGGGGAUUGAGGCUAUUGGGUGGAAGUUGUAUCUGGUUUAUAUUGGCUGGAUUUGUGUGGAGAUUGCGACGAUUUAUUUCUUUUUUGUGGAGACGGCGGGGAAGACGUUGGAGGAGAUGACGGAGAUUUUUAGUGCGAGGAAUCCGAGGAAGGAGAGUACGAAGAAGACGAAGAUUGAGGUUGAUGAGACCGGGAGGGUGGUGGGUGUGGAUGCUUAGGCGGGUGUAUACAUGGUGUUGGGCCAGGGAGUCUGGUGGGCUGGGG
Messenger RNA from Cadophora gregata, 2551 nucleotides. RefSeq lists its product as uncharacterized. The record is from RefSeq and is a predicted model, not a curated record. The coding region runs from base 871 to 2505 and encodes 544 amino acids. NCBI's taxonomy places the organism in Eukaryota, Fungi, Ascomycota, Leotiomycetes, Helotiales, Ploettnerulaceae. Gene Ontology annotation, molecular function: carbohydrate:proton symporter activity. Gene Ontology annotation, biological process: carbohydrate transport; transmembrane transport. Gene Ontology annotation, cellular component: membrane. The transcript has 7 exons.